This is a messenger RNA of Cajanus cajan (pigeon pea), 1596 nucleotides long. NCBI's taxonomy places the organism in Eukaryota, Viridiplantae, Streptophyta, Magnoliopsida, Fabales, Fabaceae. The record is from RefSeq and is a predicted model, not a curated record.
GAAACCCUAGUUUCACUCACUCACAUUCCCUGCUUCGUAAAUCCGCCGCACAGCACACUUUGCAUCUCCUCAUAGCAAUCUGCAGAAUUUGUACACUUCAUUUAAAAAAAUGGUUGAAGCCAUGGAACGUGAAGAAACGCCCAAAUUCAGAGACAUUAGACGGUAUAUCUGCGAGUUCUGCGGUAUCUGCAGGUCCAAGAAAGCCCUCAUCACCUCUCACAUCAAUUCGCACCACAAGGAGGAAGCCGAAAAAGCAGAAGCUGAAAAGGAUCCCCAAUCAGAUCCUGUUAAAUCCAACACGUGCGAGGAAUGUGGUGCCACUUUCAAGAAACACGCCUAUUUGUUGCAGCACAUGCAAAGUCACUCGCUUGAGGAAAGUAACCUAUAAGAUUCUAAAUUCAUUGGAAAAUUAUGGAUGUUAUAGUGUGAGGCAUUGGAUCCCAGAGAAAGAACUCCAAAAUGCGCGAGGCAGCGUGUUUUGCCUUGAUGGAUCAGUAUCAGGUAGGGAGACCUCCUGUGAAGCUCCAUCAAGGUUGCCUCGGUCACGCUCUGUUCAAAAUUGAGCGGCCCUUUGCGUGUACUGUUGAUGAUUGUCAGGCAAAUUACAGAAGGAAAGACCACCUGACUCGGCACCUUCUACAGCAUCAAGGGAAGACUUUUAAGUGCCCUGUUGAGAAUUGCAACAUUGAGUUCUCUUUGCAUGGCAAUAUGAAAAGGCAUGUUGAGGAGAUUCAUGAUGAUAGUUCUACCUCUAUUUGGGACAAAAGUCCUAAACAGUUUGUGUGUUCAGAGAUUGGUUGUGGAAAGGUUUUCAGAUAUGCAUCACGGCUACAAAAGCAUGAAGGUUCUCAUGUUAAGCUGGAGUCAGUAGAUGUGAUGUGCUUAGAACCUGGUUGCAUGAAACAUUUCACUAAUGUUCAGUGCCUUCAAGCCCAUGUUAAAUCCUCCCAUCAAUAUAAAACCUGUGACAUUUGUGGGACUAAGCAACUGAAGAAAAAUAUUAAACGGCACCUUCGUUCACAUGAAGCCAGCAGUUCAUCGGAGACCUUUCAAUGCGAGUUUAAGGGUUGUUGCUGCACAUUCUCCACAAAAUCUAAUCUUGAUAAGCAUAAGAAGGUUGUGCAUUUUAAGGAAAAGCCUUUUGUGUGUGGGUUUCCUGAUUGUGGCAUGAGAUUUGCUUACAAACAUGUGCGAGAUAAUCACGAAAAAACUGCCAAGCAUGUUUUUACUCUUGGGGAUUUUGAAGAAGGUGAUGAAGAGUUCAGAUCAAGGCCGAGGGGAGGGAGGAAGGGAGAAUGUCCUACGGUUGAAAUGCUAAUUAGGAAGAGGGUUCCCCCGCCUAGUCAAUUGGAGAAUUGGUUAUUUAUGCAGGAUAGAGAGUAGAGUGCAUUGAGCAUUUUGUGCUCUUAAAACAAGUAGGCAAAAUGUAAAUUUAAUAUGUAGUUACAAGUAUAAAUUACGUACAUUUAGGAUCAGGGUAUGUGUUAAAAGAUAUAGGACUUGAGACAAUAACAUAGUAAUGGUUGUGCUUAUAUGAAAGGUUCAAUUGUAGUAGCCGAUGUAUGAACUGUUGGUUUCGAUUGGCAAUUUUCACAA